AUGGCUGAUAAUCUGACAACAACAGGAACAUUUUGGGUAUUUUUGUCGGUAUCAAGUGCUUUGUUGGCCUGCUCAGGAUUUUUCCUACCCUACUGGGUGCAAGGAAAGAUAUACAACUCCACUGUAUAUUUGGGGGUCUUCCGUCGAUGUAACUUCUUAAUAAAAGGAGAAGAUGGCGUCUCGUUUAUGGAGAAAGCCUGCGGAAGGUACGCUAGUUUUCAAGACAUUCCAUCAGAAGCGUGGAAAGCUUGCACUGUAAUGAGUGGAAUCGGCUGUGGUUUCUUGCUUCUCGUUGCAUUAACAGCCGCCGUAGCGUGCUGUUGCAAGGACGUUGUCACGAGAAGUUCGGCGCGGAUUGGAGGCGCGUUUCAAUUCCUUGCUGGUGAGUAUCUUUAUUUGCGUGUCGUGUUUAAUAAUUAAGUACUAAAAUACUUAGAAAACACUUCAGCCUAGCUCUUGAAGCAAACACCCGUGGUGAUCGUAAUAAUGUAAUAAUGUCCGCCUUUACAACUGCUUGUAUGCCUUAGAAAAGGAUUUUCUUUCCCUUCUGGGAAUUAUCUUGCCUAGUAUUUUGUUUACAAACUAUUGUCAAACUAUCGAUAACAAGCUUGUGAAAAAUGUGUUAUCGGAAAUAUGCAUGUCCAAUAAAUUGACAAAUUUUGACAGUCAUCCGGAGAUGUUCCAAAUAUUAUCAGUCAUCGAGUCCGCAUUAUCUGAGAUAAGUUGGGUUCACAUUAGACCACUAAGUCUGACUUAGUAAUCUCUUAAGUCGACUUAGUGAAAAUGACAGGUAUGAACCGCUAAGUCACAGAAGCGUGAUUUCUGUCUUAGUGUCGGCAAACUCAAACGACCUAAGCAAUUCUUAAGUCUGUUUCAAACAUGACUUAAGGCUGACUUAAGAAACCUGAUAGCAAAAAAAAUUCAAAAUCGUGGGUUUUAUCAGAUAGAGAUUCCUGCGUUAGGCGCCAAAAGCAAAGAAAUCACGACACAGUUUCUUCUCACGAACAAAAUUAACUGAAGAUGCAUCGCCGAGGGGACGAAACGUUAGAAGGCAAUUACGCUACCGACUUUUUACCUUAUGCGACGUGGAAAGUCUCCAAACACCAACAGCAACACGCUUCUCUACAGACACAGGCUUUCUCAAUCUCGUUUCCCGUCUCGUCAGAUCACCACGAAGAAUUCGGCAAAGCUCGUCAAACGUUUCACGUUCCAUUCUAAAGUUUGGUUUCACCUCGUCUUCGCGUGAACGUUCACCUCGUCUUCGGUGAACGCUCAAAAGUAGGGCGGUCAGAAAAAGCAGGCUUUCACGCUCUUCAACAAAAUCUUCCGUCAUUCCUUCACGAAGGAACAUAAGAUUUUGUAAGGUUAUUUGGCUGAUCAACCUUUGUAAAUUUAAUAAACAGACAAAAGUCGCAAUUACAGCGAUUUUACGGCUUCUCGGUCUCAUUUUGAUCUCAACUUCUUCGCUAAAAUGGAUCGUGACUACCUCGCCACAUUUAUGAUGUUAGUUACCUUAUCUGUUAUUUUUAUCGUUAAUGAUGACAGCUUUGCACAGAAAGAAUUUGUCUUGUAGAUAUGUCUGAACGCUUAAGCGGACUUAGGGUGACUUGGCUUGACUUAGGCUAAGACAGACUUAGUGCCUAGUGUGAACCCACAAAUUACAAUUACGGACCAAAAAUCGGCUAACAUUUUCUCGAUAAUCUAUCCCGAGUCUUGUUUGCAAACAUAAACCGCCAUAUGGCGCGGGCCACAAAUAAAAGACGAUAAAAUUAUUAUCCUUUAGGGUGCCGGAUUAAUACGCGCGGAAUACUUAAUACUUCAUGUGAUGACGAGUACAUACUGUUUAAGCUGUACUUCAUCUUUUGAAUGAAUUGUACUAAUUUCUAUGUACUUUGUUUCUCUAGUUGGUUGACUCGUUACGGCUUGAGCUAAUAGUCGUUUAAGCUUCCCAUUCGGCUGAAACACCCAAAAAUUAAUAAAAGAUUGAAAUGUUAUACAAAGCCCGUCAUUUGGAAAGUAUGCAAUUUUAUAGUUUAAUGACCCAUUUCCCGUGUAAGAGUCGAGAAAGAUUCCACCAAAUUCAAGGAACACCCACUUUUCGAUUCCCUGUUAUUAAAAACGAGUUAUAAUCCAGGAUACUACUUUAACGAAUGAACAGAUAUUUUCUCCAGACUUUAGUUAUGUCUAAAAUGUGUGUUCAUUCUCUUUACGGAGGUCAACCGCAGAAAUUGGCCUUUGUUGUAUUUGAAAUAUAAACUAUUGUGUUUCAAACGAAAUUCUGCAUGAGAAAUUUCUGCAAUUUGAUUGGCUUAGAGCAGUGGUAUUUCAGCUUAAUUUGAAAUACCUACAUGUGAAAAUUACAAACCUUGUGUGGGUAGUAGUAUAAACAAAUAAUAGCAUGAUUUGCACGUGAUAUUUGGCAUAAAUACCACUCGUGAUAUUUCAAAGUUGUCUCAAAUUUCACUCGCCUAACGUCUCGUGAAAUUACGUACAACACUUUCGAAAUAUCACUCGUGGUAUUUAUGCCAAAUAUCACUACAAAUCAUGCUAUUACCUAUACAAAUUCGUGUUCCGGUUUUAAGUUUCUUUUGUGUUUUGAUUGCCUCCAAAACCAAGAUAAAAAUAUUCAAAUAACUUUUGACCAUCAGCAAACUAACGGCGGUGAAUUCGUUGUGCAACGAAUGCUCCUUGUCAUACAGACAGUUGCAGAAGGAUAAUGGCCAAAAUUAACACAGCCAUUGGAUUUUUUUUUAAAUUAAAUUACUAACUCUGACUGAACCACCCAGUAUAAAACUAACUUGAGUACUCGUUUUUUCCCUCGGGAAAGGUUAGACGACUGUAAUAUCGGACUGUAAAAGUUUUACGUCUCCUAUCAUGAGCUGUGACUAACUAUAAAACGCCAGUUUUAAAACCAGAGAUAUAAAAGGCUUCUAGCCUAAGGGCUGUUUUCCAGUAGAGCGAGGCCGGGUUCAACUGUUACGUUUACGCGCGACGUUCAAUAGAUUGCCGCUAUUUUAUUUACCCGCGUAAAAUCUACGUGCGUAAGGACGUCAAAAUUAUGCGACGAUGGAAAUCCACCUUGAGAAAACAGCCGACCUUUCGCGAUUUCCCUGCGAAAUGACCCCUCUGAUUGGUCAUGCCCAGGGGAAACUUUGCCUCAACCAAUCAGAAACACUACCCAGAUCUGGGUAGUGACACGUCAUCAGUAUGGAAUUUCUGCGCUUGUUCCACCGUCGCGAAAAAGUCUCCUGUUUUUCAGGCUAAAGGCCUUCUAGCAUUAUUUCUCUUUUACUUUUUUUACAGGCUUCCUUCUUGCCAUAUCCUGCGGUAUUUAUCCAUCAGGCUGGGGCAGUGUUGAAUUCAAGCAAGUUUGUGGCGAUGAAGCGAAUUUUUAUAAACUGGGCCACUGUAAACUAAGUUGGGCUUUUUUUGUAUAUGUAUCUGGCACUGGUAUAGCAUUCGUGUGCGCGGCAUUGUCAGCUCGAGUUGCUAAACAGAGAAAACCCCUAUAUAUAAGGACUGGCGUCGAAAGAUCAAACAGUUUUAUGUGA
Messenger RNA from Porites evermanni, 3551 nucleotides. The record is from the annotation of a GenBank genome assembly. NCBI's taxonomy places the organism in Eukaryota, Metazoa, Cnidaria, Anthozoa, Scleractinia, Poritidae.